AUGAAAUAUUCAGCUACUUUAUUACUAAGUGCUGUCUUUUUAUCAGCUGUUGUUGCACUUCCGGAUGUCAAACUCUCAGAAAAAUCAAACAGCAAAUCUAUAAAAGAUGGCAAAUCACCACAAAAUACAGACAGUGAAGCUCCAAAAACACAGCAAGACAUUUUCUGUCCUGUCAUGGACAAAGUUCAUUUACCAAACUGUGGACGUCAACCAGGAACAAAACCAAAAAUAUCUUUAAAAAUUGGAUCUGGGCUAAAAAGAUCACAGUGCUAUCCAAGUAGUGAUGGUCAUGGAUGUGUGCCACCUAAGUUAUGA
This is a messenger RNA of Chironomus riparius, 315 nucleotides long. NCBI's taxonomy places the organism in Eukaryota, Metazoa, Arthropoda, Insecta, Diptera, Chironomidae. The record is from the annotation of a GenBank genome assembly.